AUGUGUCCUUCACACCUUCCUAUAUGGAGUUAUGUUCUCGGUUGCUCUAUCAUUGAUAGUAGCAGGCAACAAUUAACGAUAAAAGUGGAGCACAACAACCAAAUAUUCCAUCUUACGACAGUUUAUGCUAGAACCGAAGCGGUUAAAAGAAGCAAACUUUGGCGAAAGCUGACUACUAUUAACAAUCCUAUUAGUGGGCCAUGGUGUAUUUUAGAUGACUUCAACUCCAUCAUGGCCCCUGGUGAGAAGAGAGGUGGUGUACCUCAUGUCCUCAGUGAGAGCAUGGAUUUCAUUAGUUGUAUGAAUAAAUAUGGAAUGAAAAAUUUGGGCUUCACUGAAAACUCUUUCACUUGGUGCAACCGAAGAAGAAAAAGAAAAAGAAUUAGUAAGAGGCUAGAUAGGGUGUUGAUUAAUGAUGCUUGGGCAGAUGUUUUUCAUCUCAGUAAAGUAGAUCAUCAUGCCAAAACAGGAUCAGAUCAUAGCCUCCUCACUUUUGAGUUUGGCAAUACUAUGCAGGAGGCUACCAAGUACUUUAGGUUCUUAAAUUUUUGGAAAGAGCAUUCGGGAUACUUUGAUCUUAUGCAAGACAUCUGGAGUAUGAAAGUACAUGGUAAUGCCCAGUGGAUCCUUCAAUAG
This is a messenger RNA of Capsicum annuum, 636 nucleotides long. RefSeq lists its product as uncharacterized. The transcript has 2 exons. The coding region runs from base 1 to 636 and encodes 211 amino acids. The record is from RefSeq and is a predicted model, not a curated record. NCBI's taxonomy places the organism in Eukaryota, Viridiplantae, Streptophyta, Magnoliopsida, Solanales, Solanaceae.